AUGAUUGAAGAUACGAUUAAUGAUCAUAUAACGUACCAGACCAAGCCAUUGGACCUGAGGAAUCAGCGUAUCUAUUGUAUCAAGGCCGGCGUGAACACUCUGCUCGACGUUGCGAGACAAACAUACAAGGAGGCGAGCAUAGAUGCUGCAGAGCUAGUAGCACAACUUUCAGAGACUUAUUGCGUUGAUCUUGAUCUAAAAUUCGACAAAGCUCGUCAAUACUAUAUGAGCUUUCAGGCGACAGAUCUGGAUUCACUGCCAGAUACAUUCAUCAAUGUGUACCGCAAAAAGGGCCGCGUUGAGUGUCAGACUCUUGGCCUUAUCAAGCUUAACCACAAGAUCAUAGAUGCGCACAAUGAAGUGGUCAAUAUGAGCGACGAGACCAUCCAGGACCUAAUCAAAGACGUUUGCGCCGGAAUCUCCAAACUAUUUCGUGCAAGCGAGGCAAUUGCCAUGCUCGACAUGCUAGCCGCAUUUGCGCAGCUUGCUUCGUGCAAUGACUACAUCCGCCCAGAACUGACCGACACACUGGCUAUCAAAGAUGGGCGUCACCCGAUUCGUGAAAAGAUCCACGCAAAGAAAUUCAUCCCUAAUGAUGCCUACGCAACACAACAAUCUCGUUUCCAGAUUAUUACUGGAUGCAAUAUGAGUGGAAAGUCUACUUACAUUCGUACUUUAGCGCUGAUGACCGUCAUGUCACAAGUUGGGUGCUUCAUUCCAGCGGAGUACGCUUCAUUUCGCAUUGUGCAUGAGCUCUUUGCCCGUGUCUCCACGUCUGAUGACCUAGAGGCAAACGUGUCAACCUUUGCAGCGGAGAUGCGUGAGAUGUCGUUCAUCCUUCGAAAUCUCUCCCCUCGUAGCAUGGUCAUCGUCGACGAGCUCGGCCGUGGCACCAGUACCACCGACGGCCUGUGCAUUGCCAUUGCCAUUUCCGAAGCCUUAAUACAAAGUAACGCGCUUGUGUGGUUUGCGACCCAUUUCCAAGACCUAGCGACCAUUCUAGCCGAACGGAGCGGCGUCAUCAGUCUCCAUCUCGCUGCAGAGAUAUCGCCCGAUGCGUCGAAAAUGAGGAUGCUUUACAAGAUCGCUGAAGGUCCCAACACGAGCCAAUUCUACGGUCUGGCCCUCGCCAAACUGGUCGACCUAUCGCCAGUUGUGCAUCAGACUGCCCAGAGGGUGUCUGAACAGCUGAACGAGAUAUCCGACCGUCAACACGGACGAUCGAGGACAUUGGCCGUGGCUCGAAAGCGUAAUCUGUUGCUGUCCCUCCGAGAACAACUUCUUCAAGCCCGGAAUGGAAAUCUAAAAGGCGACACGCUGAAGAAAUGGCUCAAAAAAUUACAGGAUGAGUUUGCAUUACGUAUGGCUGCUGUCGAUGAAGAGCACGAUCUUCUGAUGGAGGAGAGCAGUAGUUUCGAUGAAGAAGAGGACGACGAUGAUAUUGACGAUAAUCAUCCUGAUAGCAGUCCACCUGGCUACUAUGAUGAUGAUGAAGAAUCUAGAAUGGGAGUCAUUGACUCAAGCCAGUCGAUUAUGUUGGGAAGCCCCUUCGAAUAUUCCGACGAUGGGCUCCCAUCCAACUCGGUCCAGGUAUUCAACGAUGAAUCGACGGACGAAAUGCUGACCUUUGGGACUUCGUCAUCAGACGGACAAGUCUUCGGUGUUGGGGUUUUGUCCGAUGUCUUUUCGUAG
This is a messenger RNA of Aspergillus melleus, 1692 nucleotides long. RefSeq names its product MutS family protein MSH4. The transcript has 3 exons. Gene Ontology annotation, biological process: mismatch repair; reciprocal meiotic recombination. NCBI's taxonomy places the organism in Eukaryota, Fungi, Ascomycota, Eurotiomycetes, Eurotiales, Aspergillaceae. Gene Ontology annotation, molecular function: mismatched DNA binding; ATP-dependent DNA damage sensor activity; ATP binding. Gene Ontology annotation, cellular component: nucleus. The record is from RefSeq and is a predicted model, not a curated record. The coding region runs from base 1 to 1692 and encodes 563 amino acids.